Oryza brachyantha (malo sina) is the source of this 712-nucleotide messenger RNA. RefSeq lists its product as uncharacterized. Lineage: Eukaryota; Viridiplantae; Streptophyta; Magnoliopsida; Poales; Poaceae. The record is from RefSeq and is a predicted model, not a curated record. The transcript has a single exon. Bases 44 to 499 code for a protein of 151 amino acids.
GCCUCCGCUUCGCCUCGAUCGAUCGAUCCUCUAGCUGCCAGCCAUGGCGGCGGCCGUCGUCGACUUCCUCCAGGUGGUCCCACCGUGGGAGCAGCAGCCGGCUGGCACCGCGCUGCUCGUGGCGAAGUCGGCGCUGUUCAUCGCCAUCAACGGCGCCCUCGUCUCCCCGUCCUACCUGCGGUGGUGCCUGUCCUGCGGCGACGACGCUGCCGCCGCCGGCGCUCGGCACUGCCUCCUCGAGGCCGACGUGGAGCAGACGUGCUACCUGCUGGCUAGCUUCGCCACCGCCGUCCUCGGCGUGGCGCUCCUGGCUUUCCACGUGGCCUCCUCGCCGUCGCCGGGGGUGCUCCCGGCGAGGGCGUCGUGGCUCGUCUGGCUCACCAAGGUCUUCACCUGUGGAACCCUCCAGUUUGGCCUGAGUAUUGUCCACUUCUGUCUCAGGAUGAUUUACUUCAGGUUGAUGCCGAGACAUUGGAUUCUAAUCCUCGGAAGGCAAUGAGUACAGUUAUAAAUGAAUUUGAAACGAUUUGACUACUGUUUUUUAGAAAAUUUUUACAUUCUGAUAUUAGAUUCAAAUAUCAGAAAUGACUAUAUAUAUUUUUGGAUGGAAGAAGUAAACGACAAAACACAUUGGUACAGCCGUACAAGAUCACCGAUCUUGGGCCGCGAAAUAGUGAGUUUGGGCUUCUUUGAUGGCCCAUCAAUAGUUAGG